This is a messenger RNA of Seriola dumerili (greater amberjack), 3749 nucleotides long. RefSeq names its product NXPE family member 3-like. The record is from RefSeq and is a predicted model, not a curated record. The transcript has 6 exons. The coding region runs from base 110 to 1813 and encodes 567 amino acids. Lineage: Eukaryota; Metazoa; Chordata; Actinopteri; Carangiformes; Carangidae.
CCACUCCUUUUUUUUUUUUUUGUUGAUUUUGUUUUUUAUUCCAGCUCCAGAUGAACUGGUCACAGUGCCAUGCUGUAGCCAGAGAGGAGAUGAAGACGGAUCCCUGAUCAUGAUGGUCAAAGCUUGUAGAAGAAGGGAGGUCAAUCUUUGCCUUCCGAAGUACGGUGCCAUCUUCCUGUUACUGGCUGUGUUUGUCUUAACCUUUAUACUACGUAACAUGGAUUUACAGGAGCAUAAAGUGAACUCCACAGUGAUACUUGCGAGAGUUUCCACUGACCAAUACAUGCAUCACGGCUUCUGCACCUUCCGACCACUGUCCAAUGAGGACGCUCUGGAAGAAGACCUCAUACUAGACUCCAUUGCUUGGCCUGAAGCUCCAGCUCUGGUUUCUCUGGAGCAGACCAGCGAUCCUUCCCACAGCACCUUCACAAUUCCCCCAAAGAAGGGAGGAGGACAGUGGCAUGUAGGAGAUCAGCUGGAGGUUAUGAUCCAAAUGUAUGACUUCCAGGGCCAACCCAAGAAGUCUGGAGGAGACUUCUUAGUCGCCCGUCUGCACGACCAGGCUCUAGGUGCAGGUGUGGCUGGGCAAGUGGUGGAUCAUCUCAAUGGCUACUAUUCUGCUGUGUUCACUUUACUCUGGGAGGGAAGCGCGGAGGUUGAGGUGAUGCUAAAAGCUAUCAUGUUCAAUGUGGUUGUGACGCUGGUUCACCCUAGUGAGGCCAUCACAGUGCUGCAAAGACUGAACAGCGAACAGCCAGACAGGAUUUACUUCCAAAGCGUCUUCCACUCAGGCUCGGUGUCUGAGACUGCCACCUGUAACGUAUGCCUGCAUCCAACCCAUAAGCCGUUAUGCAACUACACUGACCUCCAUACAGGUGAGCCGUGGUUCUGCUACAAGCCAAAGACGCUGAGCUGUGAUGCCAGGAUCAACCACUCUAGAGGAGGAUUUACAAAAAACCUCAAGGACAAGGAGGAGAAGCUCUUUCAAAAUAAUGUCAACAUGAAAGUCUCCAUUCAAGCCUCACAAUCUGCCAAUGUCACCGUAUGGUCCAACAAGACAGAAGGGAAGAACAGUAGUGUGAAGUAUGGACAUUCUGGCUAUUACUACCAAGGAGAGUGGCGAGCACUUGGUGGACCCACAGUUCGCCAAUUCAACACCUCCUCUGCCAUCAGUCAGUGUCUGAAAGGCAAAGCGGUCCACCUGUACGGGGACUCCACCAUCAGGCAGUGGUUUGAACACCUCAACGAAGCGCUACCAGAUCUCAAAGAGUUCAAACUACACAACCUGAAGCAAGCUGGACCUUUCAUGGCCUUUAACUAUGCAAAAAACAUCAUGGUGACGUACCGCUGCCAUGGUCCUCCUAUACGUUUCGGCACUGUUCCAACCAGCCAGCUCCGUUACAUCGCCAAUGAACUAGAUGGCUUAACCGGAGGCAGCAACACCAUCGUGGUUCUUGGCAUCUGGUCUCACUUUAGCACUUUCCCCAUCGAGGUGUACAUCCGGAGGAUGCAGAGCAUCCGCAGGGCAGUGCUGCGGCUGUUGGACAGGGCUCCAGAAACGCUGGUCAUCAUCCGGACUGCAAACCCGAAAGCGUUGACACUUUAUGAGACGCUGACCAACAGCGACUGGUACUCGCUGCAGCGCGACAAGGUGCUCAGGGCUGUGUUCAAAGGAUUGAAUGUUCGUCUGGUGGAUGCUUGGGAGAUGGGCCUGGCCCACCACCUGCCGCACAGCCUCCACCCACAACCUCCCAUUAUAAGGAAUAUGAUUGAUGUUCUCUUGUCCUACGUAUGUCCUCAAAAUGAUGGAUAGAUGUGUUUGUUGGGAAGGAAGAUUCAAAUGCACACUUGAUCAUCAUUCUGCUGGCCUUGGCCGAGUAAGGUGCAGGAGGUCUCCAGGUGCGCCAGUGAAGGCCAGAGGCCCAACCGAUGUCACCAGCAGGAUGCCAUCUGAUGAGGCACAGUCAUCUUCAGCAAUGUCACCAAAGAUGCACGGGGAGCAGCCGUCCUUGUCACGAUCAACGGUGCUGAAGCUGUAAGCCAUUCUGGUCGAUGCCUGGAUAGGUACCACGGAUGCCGUCACCUUUAAACAAAAUUUGGAACAAUUUGGUCUGGAGUUACAAGAUGACGAAACAAAGAAUUUCCCAAUAAACAAAAGUACUUAGUAUUGUCAGUUCAGCAAAGUUGUGUUCAUCAAUAAACUUUCAGCUUCUCAUUUUUAGGAUGAAAAUUAUGUCAUUUCUUCUUUCAUUUGAAAGCAGCUGUGUGAAGCAUUUUAUCACUACAAACUGUCAGUCUCCAGCUGCUCUCCACUCACUGUGUAUCAGAGUUGGAUUUGAAGCUGCUGGAUUGCUUUACACCACAAAACAGAAAGAGGGCGCUGUUGUUUCAGAAAACAGCUGAAGCCGGCAGAGUUGGUGCUGACCUGGGAAAAUCACUUCUAAUGUGCAUCAUUGACUUGUAAGUUUAAUUUACACUCACUCAGAACAUUGAAAAGAGCACACAAAAAUUAUGAAUAAAAUUCAAAUAAAUAGAAUAUUUGUGUUUGUAUAAAAAAGGGACAGUGAGGAAAGCUAAAGAGCAGCAGUUAAAACGGCUGCAGUACCUGUGUUUCCACUGUAUUUGCCCACAUGCAGUUUGAAAGCUGUGUCCUCAUCUCCCAGUCUAAAGUCGUGGUACUCAGCGAAAGCAGUGCCACCUUCAUGGUCCCACAAGUCCACCCUAAGGGUCCACUUCUUGGUCUUGUCCUUGGUCACAGAGGAAACCUUCUCCAGACCGAGCCAGUGGUCCUCUGAGGGAAUCAGCAGAGCAUUGCCAUGACAUGUAUAUGCACCAAUUUCCACAAACAAACUAUGUACCAAAGAGUUUGGCCCUUUACAAAACAACAGUUAUCUGACUAAACUGACACCUGCUUCAACCUGGGAGAUUCAGGAAAUCACUAACCAAAGUAGAAUCAGAUGAGGCAGACUGAGAGAAGGGAAUAUUGCCAUAAAACUUCCACACUGAAGCCCAGUUGGUAAUAAGACCGUUUCUGGAAAUACUAUGAGUUUUUAUUCACAAGGCUGUGAAGAAGUCUCCAAUCAGUAGUCACAUGAUCACACCUGAGGCAGGGAGGGAGGAUAGAUGAACCACUCCUGCCUGGAAAGGAACCGCCCUCCUCAGGUGAACCACUUAACCAAUAUGAGAGGUCAUAUACACCUCUUUCCUUCCUUUUUCUUUUUUUUUAUUUCUUUAUUAACCUCAGUUAUGGUGGGUGUACGUCCUGGCAUAAACCACACACACGUCAAAAAGAAAUUUGAAAAGAAAUGAAAUAAAAAAGCUCAGCAUUCAUGAACCUUGGAUUCCAGCUUCAUCUAUGUGUCUCAAACACACUCAGCCGACCCCAUUAGCCGCUAGACUUGAAGCAGCUAACUGUCUACCUCUGAGAGAUAACCUGUGCUUUGGGUUCAGUGAAAUGUGAGCCGUUAUCUGCUGGUGUUAGAGGCUAAAAGGAGAGUUACAUGUGUAACUAUGGUUCUAUGAGUUCUGGAUGACUGUCAGAUGUUUAGGCAUUAAAACUGUUGGAAUAGGAGUCAACUGUUUGAUGGAGCUCUCAGGAGAAACUUGGCAACUUGUAAAGCUGGAAAAUGUUAAGUGACCAUAUAUUUAUAAGAUCUUUGUUGAUCAGUGACUGAUCAAUAUUUUCAUUGAACAAGGACCAUGUAAGGCCACUGCAGGAUGUAAAUAAUGGCUGCCAGGCACAUUAUUUA